UGUGGUAAGGAAGUGACGCAAGGCGUAGCGGAAGUCCCUCCAGCCGCGGUGUUGUGCUGUCGGGUAGAGAGACGCAUUUGUAAACCCCGGAGCGAGGUUCUACCUACCCGAGGCCGCUGGUGCGCGGAGACCCCGGGGGAAACCACUGUCACCAUGUCUGACCAGGAAGCAAAACCUUCAACCGAGGACUUGGGGGAUAAGAAGGAAGGAGAGUAUAUUAAACUCAAAGUCAUUGGACAGGAUAGCAGUGAGAUUCACUUCAAAGUGAAAAUGACGACACAUCUCAAGAAACUCAAAAAAUCAUACUGUCAAAGACAGGGAGUUCCCAUGGAUUCACUCAGGUUUCUCUUUGAAGGUCAGAGAAUUGCUGAUAAUCACACUCCAAAAGAACUGGGAAUGGAGGAAGAAGAUGUGAUUGAAGUUUAUCAGGAACAAACAGGGGGUCAUUCAAAGGUUUAGAUAUUCUUUUUAUUUUUUUUUCUUUCCCCUUAAUCCUUUUUUAUUUUAAAAAUAGUUCUUUUGUAAUGUGGUGUUCAAAACAUAAUUGAAACUGGCACCCAAUCUCUUUAAAACAUCUGGUAAUUUGAAUUCUAGUGCCCAUUAUUCAUUAUUGUUUCUUUUCAUUGUGCUGAUUUUUGGUGAUCAAACCUCAGCCCCCUUCAUAUCACUCUCUCCUUUUUAAAAAUUACAUGUGUGCAUAGACAGCCCGCCUUUUCCAGGACUGUGCAUUUGCAGGCUUGAGAUAAAUAAGAUCAACUAAUGCAAGUGUUCCUAAUGACUUUCCAAUUGGCCCUGACGUUCUAGCAUGUGAUUUUUUCACUCCUGGACUAUGACUUUCAGUGGGAGAUGGAAGUUUUUCAGAAAACAGAACUGUGGAAAAAUGACCUUUCCUUAACUUGAAGCUACUUUUAAAAUCUGAGGGUCUGGACCAAAAGAAGAGGAAUAUCCAUUUGGAAUCGAAAUGACAGAGAAUAAUGACUAACUCCAAAGAUGGCUUCACUGAAGAGAAAGCAUUUUAAGAUGAAAGAAAAAUCUUGUCAGAUCCCAGAAAAGAUCUAAUUUUCAUUAGCAGUUAAAGUUAUUCAUGCAGAAGUGUAUACAACAGAACACUGCUCUUUUUGACUUUAUUUGUACUUUUUGGCCUGGGAUAUGGGUUUUAAAUGGACAGUGUCUGUACCAGCUUCAUUAAAAUAAA
This is a messenger RNA of Bubalus bubalis (water buffalo), 1195 nucleotides long. RefSeq names its product small ubiquitin-related modifier 1. Gene Ontology annotation, molecular function: ubiquitin-like protein ligase binding; protein tag activity. Gene Ontology annotation, cellular component: PML body; nucleus. Gene Ontology annotation, biological process: protein sumoylation. The record is from RefSeq and is a predicted model, not a curated record. NCBI's taxonomy places the organism in Eukaryota, Metazoa, Chordata, Mammalia, Artiodactyla, Bovidae. The transcript has a single exon. Bases 154 to 459 code for a protein of 101 amino acids.